Plasmodium berghei ANKA is the source of this 669-nucleotide messenger RNA. Its product is annotated as conserved Plasmodium protein, unknown function. The record is from RefSeq and is a predicted model, not a curated record. Bases 1 to 669 code for a protein of 222 amino acids. NCBI's taxonomy places the organism in Eukaryota, Apicomplexa, Aconoidasida, Haemosporida, Plasmodiidae. The transcript has 4 exons. Gene Ontology annotation, molecular function: protein binding.
AUGAAAAUUAAAAAAAUAAAAUUUAUUGUUUUAAGACCAAAAGACGUUCCGCAAUAUUUAGAAAUAGACAUCAAUUGUAACGACCAAAUUAAAAACAUAAAGAACAAAUAUUUUGAAGAAUAUAUAAAAAAUGACUUAAAUGUUAGAUUUAUAUAUAUGGGGAAAAUACUAGACGAUGUUAAGAAAUUAGAGGAUUACAUAAAUUUUUAUUAUAAAGAUUUAUUUUCAAAUAAUUCAAAUUUAAUAAAUAAAGAUAAUAAAAAUAUUUCUAGCAAAUUCAAAGAGAGGUGUAUACCCAUUAUCAUUCAUGUCAAAAUCACGGAAAAGCCGCUAAUGCCAAAAAAUGACAUCUUUGGCAAUAAGCCAAUAAAUGGGAUACUAUCCAAGCUAGCGCUAUUGACAUUCGUUUCUUUGCUUUGGGUGUACAGAUUUAAUUAUGUAGAUGGAUUUCCCAUAUUUUGUUUGAUAGUUUUAAUUAUAUUUACAAUUUUUAUAACAGCAACUUUGCUUUAUGGAUAUAUAAUUUUAUUUUUUCAAAUAUUAUUCAAAAUAUUUAUUACCGUAUUUUAUAAAAUAAAAGAAUAUACUAUACGUUUAUAUACAUAUAUUAGUGAAAAAGCAAAAGGGUUUUUAUUAAUUAGAAGCAUUACAAAUAAUAAUCCCAAUUAA